This is a messenger RNA of Mitosporidium daphniae, 708 nucleotides long. RefSeq lists its product as uncharacterized. Lineage: Eukaryota; Fungi; Microsporidia. The transcript has a single exon. The record is from RefSeq and is a predicted model, not a curated record. The coding region runs from base 1 to 708 and encodes 235 amino acids.
AUGAUCAAAUAUGCCAUUUCCAAAGGCGCACAAAGUUUUCUCUGCCAAAUGACCUUAGCACGAAACCGAAGAUCCCUCGUUGGCUCCCUUUUUUCCAUAAAAGAUGGCUACAUUGAAAUCAAAAUCCUCAACAAAGAGUUUUUUCAAGCGAACUCUACUCAAGUGUGUUUAUCCAGUAUUUUGUACAUAAGCCAAAUUAAGUUUAUCGGCAUGCACUUUCCUGUGAAAAGAACCCCGUUGAAUGACGAUAUUUUAAUUUGCGCUCGACAUUUCUUUUGGAAGCAGCGGAAAGUGCUAUGGAGACUAAAGUCAAAAGUCGCCUCGCCUUCAAUUUUGGCUCAUAAUUUCUCUGCCCUAGCUCAAAAUCAAAGAAAACAUCCAUAUUUGUAUUCGAGGGAGUGCAUUUCUUACAAAUCUUUUCCUCGGAACGACUACGUUCAUCUUUUUAGCCCCGUUGGAACGCUCGACUUUAUUUCUCGGAAAUACAAGGCUCGAAUUUCAGAGCUUUCCUUGCUUGUAUUUACCAUUGAAGAGAAAGAUGUUUUGAUUGAUUCUGAGCAAAGGGCCUCGUUUAAACAACUGAUAGGGGUUCUUGAGCAGAAUCAGCGGAUACUCAAAUCUAAAUAUUGCCUUCAACACGAAAACAUGCUCCAAUUUCGAUGGGGGUUUUUUCAAUCCACUUCGAUCACUCCUUAUCGACAAGAAUAA